AAUGUGCUCCCGCCCGCCGGUACCCAGCAGCCGACGGAGCUCCCGGACGAGGACUUUAUGACGAAUCCUUCGCUGGCCAUGGACGCUUGUUUCACCGCUUUCGACAAGGAUGGAGAUGAUCGGCUUUCACUGAACGAGUUUACGCUGAUCUGUCGGGCACUGUUCCGGAAUGAUAAAGGUCACAUCUACGUGGUACCGUCCGAUCGGCUGGAGCAGAUGUUUGCCGUGUUCGACAAGAACGAGGACGGUUACAUCGAUCGAGAGGAAUUUCAGUUCUGCUGGAACCAAUGGAUCAAGACGAUCGUGCGCCCUAUCAGCGCUUUUCUCAUCGUGGACGUUCAGAACGACUUCAUCAGUGGUUCGUUGAACAUCAGCAACUGCAGCGCACAGCAGAAUGGACUGGAGGUUAUCGAGCCGAUCAAUAAGCUGCUGGAUACGGUUGACUUUGAUGCGGUGUUCUACUCGCUCGAUUGGCAUCCGAGCGAUCACGUUUCCUUCAUCGACAACAUCAAACAGCGUCCGAUUCAUCCAACCAGUCCGCUGAAUGCGGACAAUGCGCAGGUUUACGAUACGGUCAUCUUUGCCGGGCCGCCCCCGAUGAAGCAACGGCUCUGGCCACGCCACUGCGUACAAGAUUCGUGGGGUUCCGAGCUGCACAAAGAUUUGAAGGUUGUCGAGCAUGGUGUGAAGGUGUACAAAGGUACCAACCCAGAAGUGGACUCGUACUCGGUGUUCUGGGACAACAAGAAGCUUUCCGACACGACACUGUGCGCUCAGCUGCGACUAAAGGGCUCGACCGAUAUCUACGUGUGUGGACUAGCGUACGACGUGUGUGUUGGUGCAACGGCCAUCGAUGCGCUGUCGGCUGGCUACCGAACAAUACUGAUCGACGACUGUUGCCGGGGAGUCGAUCUGAAUGACAUCGAGAGUACCAAGCAGACAGUUAUUUCCAGCAAUGGCGUCAUCGUUUCAUCCCGCGAGGUCAAAGCGAUGGUGGAAGGACGGGACCGCCGCCCGGAGCUGGGUUACAAGUUGGCGAUGGAGCUGAAAAAUUCCGAAUCAGACCUGUCGAAGAACAAUGCCUGCAGAAGACAGUCCCAGCAGCAGCAGCAACAGCAACAGCAGCAACCAUCACAGUAA
Molecule: messenger RNA, 1140 nt
Organism: Anopheles maculipalpis
Lineage: Eukaryota; Metazoa; Arthropoda; Insecta; Diptera; Culicidae
Gene: Naam
Exons: 8
Molecular function (GO): calcium ion binding
Source: RefSeq, a predicted model, not a curated record